Medioppia subpectinata is the source of this 1313-nucleotide messenger RNA. The record is from the annotation of a GenBank genome assembly. Lineage: Eukaryota; Metazoa; Arthropoda; Arachnida; Sarcoptiformes; Oppiidae.
AAAAUAGUAUAUAAACUUGAUCAGAUUAUAUUAUUAAACAUAAAGUAUUUAAACAACAAAUAACUUACUUUACCAUGAUGCUUUUGGUUAACAUUAUUCUCGCUAUUACCGUAUGUGUGGUUGGCAUAAGCCGGGCCGCACCUGCAACCACCAUGGCUACAACACCACAAUGCCCUAAUGUUAACGGAAUGACCACUAUUGAUAUGACAAAGCUAACGGGUCUGUGGUAUCUUGUGGCAAUGACACCUACCUCGAUUAAUCAGACCUGUCCACUGCAAUGUCCACGAAUAACCUUUUCACAAUCAACCAGCAACAUACAAUCGAUGAUACUGAACACCGACUACACUAGCUACAUGCUUAUGUACUCUUGUACGAUUGUUAAUACAACACUAGUUGAGACAUUUGACGUGUUUGGUCGGCAGCCAAACCUGGCGGAGCAUUUACAACAGGCUAUAAAUAGAGAGGCUAUGUUAAUGUCGCCCCCGAUCGCCAGUCCCGUCAGUUCAACGCCAGCCAUGCCUUCUAUGACAACUAUUCCCGAAGCAGACAACAAGAUUGAGCGCAAAUACCCGGUGUCGGAGCGGUUUAAUACACUACUACCCUAUGAGUGCAAUCCCUUGCAAACGAUUGAACCGUUAAUUGCCGACGGACUAUCAUGGUCGUUUGACACCAGUCAAUUUACCAAGGCCCAGUUUGUGCGCAUAGAGGGCACUGCCAUUUUCACCGGUUAUUUUUGGCCGUUCACUAAGGAUCAUGACAAAUUUGACGCGCUGCUCAAAAUGAUCAUUCACUUUUUCGUGGCCGACGACCAUGAUGAAACUGUUUAUGGUCAUAUUGAUCGCGAUGCCGACAAAGCGGCUGCAAUUCUGGGCCAAUUGUACGCCGUGUGCGACAAACUAGAGGGUAAGGACGCUGGGGGUCGACACGUGUCGGCCAUACGCUGGAAGCCUUAUAUUCUGGCCGCGUAUGCCGUCUAUAACGAGAUCUAUUUGGCCUUAAAUGAGGUCCAAAAGCGACGCUUUUUACAUGUGUUUAGGGAAUGGAAUGAAGGGAUGAUUGAAGAGUGCUAUGAUUUGCAGGCAAAACGCAAAUUCAAUAAUCUAGAUGAAUAUAUUGAGGUUAGGGGCAAAUCAAUCGCAACGAUGCCGUUACUGCAUCUCAUUGAAUACGCGGACAACCUGUACGUACCGGAGCCCGAGUGGAAUCAUCCAUCGAUGCAGGCGUUGUUCGCGCACUUGAAUCGGGCGCUCAUAAUAUGCAACGACAUGUACUCAUUCGAGAAGGAGUUGUUGGACGCCGGGGGCCGACCCGAC